AUGAUCCUGCUCGUCUUCGUGGCCCGCGUGGCCGACAGCCUGCUGCUCGUGGCGUCGACGGACCAGAUGCGGAGCAGCGACUCGCAGGACACGAUGGACGUCUACAAGUCGCAGGCGCGGCAGAUCCUGCGGAAGCUCGACGCGCGGUCGCCGGCGCGGUGCUCGAUCGAGUCGGGCCCGUACACGUUCCACUACGUCAUCUCCGAGUGCUGCUGCUACCUCGCGAUGACGCACCGGAGCUACCCGAAGCGCCUCAUCUUCCAGUACCUCGAGGAGAUCGCGCGCGACUUCGCCGAGGAGGUCGCGCGCGACUGCGGCGGCGACUGGCGCUCCGCCGUCGAGACCGUCGGCCGGCCGUACGCGUUCAUCAAGUUCGACAAGACGCUCCAGCGCAAGCGCAAGGCCUACGCGAACCCGGGCGACCGCGCGAACCAGUCGAAGAUCGACAGCGAGAUCGCCGACAUCCACAACAUCAUGAAGCGCAACAUCGACGAGGUCCUCAACCGCGGCGAGCGCCUCGACCACCUCGUCGAGUCCACGUCCACCCUCAAGCACGAGGCCGCCAAGUACAAGUGGGGCGCGAAGAAGUUCCACGCCAUGGCCGUCUGGCAGCAGUACGCGCCCUUCGUCGCCGUCGGCGCCUGCUGCCUCUUCGUCGCCUGGCUCAAGCUCCGAUAG
This is a messenger RNA of Aureococcus anophagefferens, 678 nucleotides long. RefSeq lists its product as hypothetical. Gene Ontology annotation, biological process: vesicle fusion with Golgi apparatus; retrograde vesicle-mediated transport, Golgi to endoplasmic reticulum; endoplasmic reticulum to Golgi vesicle-mediated transport. The transcript has 2 exons. The coding region runs from base 1 to 678 and encodes 225 amino acids. Lineage: Eukaryota; Pelagophyceae; Pelagomonadales; Pelagomonadaceae. The record is from RefSeq and is a predicted model, not a curated record. Gene Ontology annotation, cellular component: endoplasmic reticulum membrane; endoplasmic reticulum-Golgi intermediate compartment; SNARE complex. Gene Ontology annotation, molecular function: SNAP receptor activity.